Molecule: messenger RNA, 777 nt
Organism: Cercocebus atys (sooty mangabey)
Lineage: Eukaryota; Metazoa; Chordata; Mammalia; Primates; Cercopithecidae
Product: cytochrome c oxidase subunit 5A, mitochondrial
Exons: 5
Coding region: 148-600 (150 amino acids)
Biological process (GO): mitochondrial electron transport, cytochrome c to oxygen
Cellular component (GO): mitochondrial inner membrane
Source: RefSeq, a predicted model, not a curated record
GCCCUUCUCACCCACGCGCCAGAGUCGCAGUGGGCGGGCCUACGUGCUCCGCCCGCUGUGCGCCUGUCCGGCCCCCGCUAGCUCCGGAGUAACCGGCGAGCUCACACCGGCUUCUCUGCCCUCAGCCUGCGCGCCGCCAUCGCCGUCAUGCUGGGCGCCGCUCUCCGCCGCUGCGCUGUGGCCGCCACCACCUGGGCCGGCCCUCGAGGCCUGCUGCACUCCGCCCGGACCCCCGGCCCCGCCGCGGCUAUCCAGUCAGUUCGCUGCUAUUCUCAUGGGUCACAUGAGACAGAUGAGGAGUUUGAUGCUCGCUGGGUAACAUACUUCAACAAGCCAGAUAUAGAUGCCUGGGAAUUGCGUAAAGGGAUAAACACACUUGUUACCUAUGAUCUGGUUCCAGAGCCCAAAAUCAUUGAUGCUGCUUUGCGGGCAUGCAGACGGUUAAAUGAUUUUGCUAGUACAGUUCGUAUCCUAGAGGCUGUUAAGGACAAAGCAGGACCUCAUAAGGAAAUCUACCCCUAUGUCAUCCAGGAACUUAGACCAACUUUAAAUGAACUGGGAAUCUCCACUCUGGAGGAACUGGGCCUUGACAAAGUGUAAACCCCAUGGAUGGGCUUCCCCACGGAUUUAUUGACACUGCUACUUGAGUGUGAACAGUUACCUGGAAAUACUGAUGAUAACAUAUUACCUUAUUUGAACAAGUUUUCCUUUAUUGAGUACCAAGCCAUGUAAUGGUAACUUGGACUUUAAUAAAAGGGAAAUGAGUUUGAACUGAAA